AUGGCCUGGCAGUGGUGCGCAAGAAGUGCAGUGAAGGGCACCCGGGCCCUGGCACUGGCUCCUACACGGCCAGUAGGCAUUUCCCGAGCGCCGCUAUCCGUUUCGGCGAGGCUCUUCGCCUCACAGGCUCCAGCAGCCGCUGUUGAGACCCAUCAGACCUUCAAUGGCGCGCACAGUGAGGACGUUGUCGCCCAGACGGCCCCCUUUAUGCUGGCGACCUAUUCACGACCGACAACGGUCUUCCAGCGCGGCUCCGGCUCAUACCUGUGGGACCUCGAGGGCAAGCAGUAUCUCGACUUCACGGGCGGCAUCGCCGUCAAUGCACUCGGCCACUGCGACCCCGGGGUCACGCGCGUGCUCGCCGAGCAGGCGGCCACGCUGAUGCACGCCUCGAACCUGUACCACAAUCCUUGGACGGGCGCGCUCUCGCGGCAGCUGAUCGAGGAGACGCGAGCGUCGGGCGGCAUGGCCAGCGCCGAGGCCACGGCCGUCUUCAUUGCCAACUCGGGUAGCGAGGCCAACGAGGCGGCCAUCAAGUUCGCCCGCAAGGUCGGCAAGACGCUCGACCCAUCUGGCAAGAAGAUCGAGAUCGUCUCGUUUGCCGGCGCCUUCCACGGCCGCACUAUGGGCAGCCUCUCGGCCACGCACAACCCCAAGUACCAGGCGCCCUUUGCGCCCAUGGUGCCGGGCUUCCGCUGCGGCACCUACAACGACGCUGAUGCGGCCGUGCUCGAGCAGCUGAUCACCCCGGCCACCUGUGGCGUCAUCGUCGAGCCGAUCCAGGGCGAGGGCGGCGUGCACGUCGGGACCGACGCCUUCAUGGUGGCCGUGGCCCAGCGUGCCCGCGAGGUCGGCGCCGUGCUGAUCCAUGACGAGAUUCAGUGCGGCCUCGCUCGUACCGGCGGCACGCUCUGGGCCCACGCUCACCUGCCCGCUGAGGCUCAUCCCGACGUCAUCACCACCGCUAAGGCUCUCGGUAACGGCUUCCCCAUUGCUGCUACCAUCGUCAGCGCCACCGUCGCCGAUGCCAUGAAGGUCGGCGACCACGGCACUACCUAUGGCGGCAACCCGCUUGCCUGUCGCGUUGCCCAUCACGUCCUCACCCGCCUCAGCGAGCCCGCCCUGCAGGCCAGCGUCGUCGCCAAGGGCGCCGUCUUCGUGCGUGGCCUCCAGCAGCUGCGCGAACGCUUCCCCAAUGUCAUCACCGAGAUUCGCGGCCGCGGCCUCAUCCUUGGCGCCCAGCUCACCCGCGAUCCCAACCCCAUCGUCGAUGCUGCUCGCGCCCAUGGCCUGCUCGUCAUCACGGCCGGCAAAAACACCUUGCGGUUUGUCCCCAGCUUGACCGUUUCCGAGGCCGAGAUCCAGGAAGGCCUUGGCCUGCUGGCAAAGGCCAUUGAAGAGACCAAGUAG
Messenger RNA from Grosmannia clavigera kw1407, 1410 nucleotides. RefSeq names its product acetylornithine aminotransferase. NCBI's taxonomy places the organism in Eukaryota, Fungi, Ascomycota, Sordariomycetes, Ophiostomatales, Ophiostomataceae. Gene Ontology annotation, cellular component: mitochondrial matrix. The record is from RefSeq and is a predicted model, not a curated record. Gene Ontology annotation, molecular function: identical protein binding; pyridoxal phosphate binding; transaminase activity. The transcript has 2 exons. Gene Ontology annotation, biological process: arginine metabolic process. The coding region runs from base 1 to 1410 and encodes 469 amino acids.